This is a messenger RNA of Solanum pennellii, 648 nucleotides long. Its product is annotated as pre-mRNA-splicing factor syf2-like. NCBI's taxonomy places the organism in Eukaryota, Viridiplantae, Streptophyta, Magnoliopsida, Solanales, Solanaceae. The transcript has a single exon. The record is from RefSeq and is a predicted model, not a curated record. Gene Ontology annotation, cellular component: post-mRNA release spliceosomal complex; Prp19 complex; catalytic step 2 spliceosome. The coding region runs from base 1 to 648 and encodes 215 amino acids.
AUGAGUGACAAAAGAAGAGUUGGUAUUCAUUUGAGUUUCGAUGCACCUGAUGAAAGAGACGGUGUUGCAAGUGGCAAUGAUGAUGGAGAGGAUAAUAUGGGAGAAGAGUCGGCGAAUCUGACAGGGAGGAAGAAAAAGUUAUUUGAAUUGAGGUUAAAAAUGAACGAGGCAAGAAAAGCGAAUCAAUCUGCAAUGGUAGCAGAGAAGAAAAAAACAGAAGUUCCACCUGCAGAGUCUAGCAGGGGAAUGUUUAAGCAAAAAUGGAUUGAACAGAGGAACAAGAAAAUUGGGAAUUCAUUGGAUGCUGAUGGGUUAGAUAUGAGCAAAACAUACAUGCUAGAUUCACAAGAGUCAGCAGAGGCAAAGUAUAAUAGAAUGAAGGAAGCUGAUCGAGAUGCUUCUAAUAUCCAGUAUGGAAAGGCACCAAAAUUAUCAGACGAUAAGAUAGAGAGGAUGGUGAAGGAGCUCAAGGACAGGGACGAGAAGCACCAAUCAUUUAGUCGGAGGAGAAAGUUCCAUGAAGAGAAAGACAUUGACUCUAUUAAUGAUCGUAACGAGCACUUCAACAAAAAGAUUGAGCGUGCCUUUGGAAAAUACACCUUGGAGAUCAAGAAUAACCUUGAGAGAGGAACUGCUUUACCUGAUUGA